AUGUCUUGGCUCACCAUCUCACCAGACUCGCACUUCUCUAUUGCGAAUAUUCCUUUUGGAAUUAUCUCCACGUCCGCUGAUUCAACGAAGCGGCCAGCCAUUGCCAUCGGCGACUAUGCUCUAGACCUCAAGGCAUUUGCCGGCGCUGGUGGUUUCUCUGCUUCCUCCGAAAUUCAGAAGCACCAAGAUGUCUUCUCGGCCCAGUCUCUGAACGAUUUUGCUGCUCUUGGUCGAUCAUUCCACCGCGCGGUUCGCGAGUAUCUCCAGUCUAUUUUCAGCGCAGACACCAAGAACCCCCAGGUUCUGAAGGACAACGAAGAACUGAAAAAGUCGGCUCUUUUGAAGCGUGCUGAUGUUCAGAACCAUCUUCCCCUCAACGUUGGAGACUAUACCGAUUUCUACGCCGGCAAGAACCACGCGUACAAUGUUGGCGUGCUGUUCCGCGGUCCUGCCAAUGCGCUGCAGCCCAACUACACUCAUCUCCCUGUUGCCUACCACGGACGCGCCAGUAGUGUCGUUGUUUCUGGCACUCCCAUCCGUCGACCGUGGGGACAGAUUCUCAAGGACCCCAAGGCUGAGCCCAAGAUUCCCACCCUGACGCCUUGCGAGAAGCUAGAUCUUGAACUGGAAAUGGGCAUGUUCAUCUGCCGCGAGAACAAGCUCGGAAGCCCCAUUCCCGUAAAUGAGGCUGAGGACUACAUUUUCGGUUACGUACUGAUGAACGACUGGAGCGCUAGAGAUAUCCAAGCUUGGGAAUACGUUCCCCUAGGUCCUUUCACUGCCAAGAACCUGGGUACCACAAUUAGCGCCUGGGUUGUUUUGGCUGACGCCCUCAACGACUCCAAAACUGCUGGUAUUGCCAAUGAUACUCCCCUGUUGCCCUAUCUUCAAGAAAAGAAGAAGGAUAACUGCCUCAACAUUCAGCUGGAAGUUGAUGUCAUUACUGCCAACGGCAACAAGACAACCAUUUCCAAGUCCAACUCCAAGAACCUCCUGUGGACGUGGCCCCAAAUGAUUGCACACCACACAAUCACUGGCUGCAACCUGCGCCCUGGCGAUCUGUUGGGCUCUGGAACCAUCACAGGUGACACACCCGGCAGCGAAGGCAGUAUUUUGGAACAGACUCAGGGUGGCAAGGUUCCCAUCAAGCUGCAAGGUGGAGAGGAGCGCAAGUUCCUCCAGGACGGAGACACUUUGACUAUUCGCGGCUGGGCUGGGCAAGAAGGCGCUUUGAUUGGGUUCGGUGAGGUGUCUGGUACAAUCCAGCCAGCUCUGCCGCUGUUCUAA
Molecule: messenger RNA, 1287 nt
Organism: Pochonia chlamydosporia 170
Lineage: Eukaryota; Fungi; Ascomycota; Sordariomycetes; Hypocreales; Clavicipitaceae
Product: fumarylacetoacetase
Exons: 2
Coding region: 1-1287 (428 amino acids)
Biological process (GO): L-phenylalanine catabolic process; homogentisate catabolic process; L-tyrosine catabolic process
Molecular function (GO): fumarylacetoacetase activity
Source: RefSeq, a predicted model, not a curated record